GCGGCGGCGCUUCCGGCUUCCGGCGUCGAGGGCGGGCGGGAGGGAGGGGCCGGCUGUCGUGGGAGAGUGCUGUGCGUCGCGGCGGGGCGUGCGCGGUGACUGUGGGAAAGUCGCAGCUCGGGCAGCACCAUGAGUCUGCAGUGGACUGCCGUGGCCACCUUCCUGUACGCCGAAGUCUUCCUCGUGCUGCUGCUCUGCAUCCCCUUCAUUUCUCCCAAGAGAUGGCAGAAGAUUUUCAAGUCCCGCCUGGUGGAGCUGGUGGUGACUUACGGCAAUACCUUCUUUCUGGUUCUCAUCGUCAUCCUUGUGCUGCUGCUCCUUGACGCUUUCCGUGAGACACGGAAGUACGACGACGUGACAGAGAAGGUGAAUCUCCAGAACAACCCUGGGGCCGUGGAGCACUUCCACAUGAAGCUCUUCCGCGCGCAGAGGAACCUCUACAUCGCUGGCUUCUCCUUGCUGCUGUCCUUCUUGCUUAGACGCCUGGUGACUCUCAUCUCCCAGCAGGCCACCCUGCUGGCCUCCAACGAAGCCUUUAAAAAGCAGGCGGAGAGCGCUAGCGAGGCGGCCAAGAAGUACAUGGAGGAGAACGACCAGCUAAAGAAGGAAGCAGCCGCUGGUGGCGUGAAGCUGGGGGGCGGAGACAUCCAGGGCAAGGUAGAGGAAGAGAACAGGAGUCUGAAGGCCGACGUGAAGAAGCUCAAGGAGGAACUGGCGGUCAGCAGGCAGAAGCUGGAGAAGGCGGAGAACGCGGCACUGGCCAUGCGCAAGCAGUCCGAGGGCCUGACCAAGGAGUACGACCGCCUCCUGGAGGAGCACGCCAAGUUGCAGGCAGCCGUGGACGGCCCCUCGGACAAGAAGGAGGAGUGAGGGUCCGCUCCCUGCCCGCCGCCGGCGGUGGCCACCCAGCCUGCCCCCCAUGGAACCUGGCUUGGUCCCUGCUGCCACCCACCUCCUUGUACCGCUUGCACUUCCACAGUCCCGGCCGCCCCCAGUGUGAGGGGGGCACCCACGGCCGGUGUGCCAGGAACAACCCCCUUUUCCAUUGCACGUUUGCAUUUAGGGUUCCAGGCUCAUUUGCUCUGGUCACGCGGUAGGGUGGGGUGGAGGAGGCAGGCUAGUGUUUCUCUCGGAGACAAUAAAAACUAACGUUUCUGUGG
Molecule: messenger RNA, 1160 nt
Organism: Erinaceus europaeus (western European hedgehog)
Lineage: Eukaryota; Metazoa; Chordata; Mammalia; Eulipotyphla; Erinaceidae
Gene: BCAP31
Product: B cell receptor associated protein 31
Exons: 8
Coding region: 130-870 (246 amino acids)
Biological process (GO): intracellular protein transport; endoplasmic reticulum to Golgi vesicle-mediated transport
Cellular component (GO): endoplasmic reticulum membrane; endoplasmic reticulum
Source: RefSeq, a predicted model, not a curated record